AUGCUCAUCUUGACGUGGAUUUCAGAAAAGAUCAACCAGAGGGCAUUGCUUGGCAUUCUCGUCGAGCUAUGGCUGCUCCCCUGUGUCAUUGCCCUUGCAGUGAUCCCCUCCGGCGUCAGCAGAUGGGCCACAUAUGCGUUGGUAAUCGUACUAUUGUCUUAUCCCUCCCCCCAUCCCAUGCAAGUUGGCUGGGCGAGCCGCAACUCCAACACCGUCAGGACAAGAACGGUCUCGGCCGCGCUCUACAAUAUGUCUGUUCAACUUCAAUCCAUCAUCAGCGCCAACAUCUACCGACGAGACGAUCGUCCGGAGUACCGCCGUGGCAAUAGGGCGCUGGUCGGAAUCGCAAGCCUCAACGUGGUGAUCUACGCGGCUGCUAAGGUCUAUUAUGUCUGGAGGAACAGACAGCGAGACCGGAUCUGGGACGCCAUGUCACCGGAGGAGCGCCAACGAUACCUCGAUACCACCACAGACAAGGGAAGCAAGAGACUGGACUUUCGAUUCGCGAGUUGA
Molecule: messenger RNA, 513 nt
Organism: Colletotrichum chrysophilum
Lineage: Eukaryota; Fungi; Ascomycota; Sordariomycetes; Glomerellales; Glomerellaceae
Exons: 2
Coding region: 1-513 (170 amino acids)
Cellular component (GO): membrane
Molecular function (GO): transmembrane transporter activity
Source: RefSeq, a predicted model, not a curated record